CCAACAUAGACCCUUCACAUAUUUCUAAUUCUAAGUCCAUACAUAUGCGACAACUUGGUGAAAAUGACAACAGAAUCAUCGAAAGUUGACUGGAGCCUGGCAGAUGGUCAAGGAUACAUCCUCGACCGCGAUCGAAGUCGCAGUCACAUCGCCGCCUGCCGUCUCAACCUCCAACACUACCUCUGGAAAGAAGCAUUGAAAUUCAACAUCCACCCCUCCAUUUUGCUCCCCAAGAACAACACUAUUGCCGAUGUCGCGACCGGCACAGCGAUGUGGCCUAUAGAUGUCGCUCGACAGUUUCCAGACGCUCAGAUCCACGGUUUUGACAACGAUAUUCGUCAGGCUCCUCAUCGAGAUUGGCUACCGUUGAACCUGAGUAUCCGUUACUGGAACAUUUUUGAGGAGCUACCUAAUGAUCUUGUUGGGAAAUAUGAUUAUGUUCAUGUUAGAUUGCUUGUCUUGGUGAUUCAGGAAGGAAACCCUCGAUCUGUGCUUCGAAAGCUUUGGAAGAUGCUCAAGCCUGGAGGCUUUCUACAGUGGGACGAGCUCGACUGUGUGAACAUGCAUGUGAAAAAAGUGGAUCCAAGUCUACAAUCACCGGCUUUAGACGAGAUCCGGGAGAUGUCUUGGGCGAAUGGUAGACAUGACUGGACUAUCGAACUUCCACGAUUCAUGACUGAAGAAGGAUUCCAGGACGCAAAAAUUGAGUAUUUUGGAGAUGGACCGGAGUUGAGCAGAGCGUUCAAUGAGCAACAUCUGCUCACGAUGGAGGAGUUUGCUUCGAGCUUGAUCAAGAUUGGGAAGGUGGAGGCCGGUCUAAAAUUUCAUCGUCUUAUUGAGGAUGGGUACCAGGAAUCAACGAUUGGAGCGGCUCUAUGUAUCCCAAGAGUUGUAUGUGUUGCUAAAAAGCCGCUUUAAAGUGUGGUAGCCAGCAGAAGCAUGUUUUGGUCGAGUUGGG
This is a messenger RNA of Mollisia scopiformis, 958 nucleotides long. RefSeq lists its product as uncharacterized. The record is from RefSeq and is a predicted model, not a curated record. The transcript has a single exon. Lineage: Eukaryota; Fungi; Ascomycota; Leotiomycetes; Helotiales; Mollisiaceae. Bases 64 to 918 code for a protein of 284 amino acids.